Messenger RNA from Brienomyrus brachyistius, 2005 nucleotides. It is a transcript of the gene chac2, whose product is annotated as ChaC, cation transport regulator homolog 2 (E. coli). The coding region runs from base 141 to 698 and encodes 185 amino acids. NCBI's taxonomy places the organism in Eukaryota, Metazoa, Chordata, Actinopteri, Osteoglossiformes, Mormyridae. Gene Ontology annotation, biological process: glutathione catabolic process. Gene Ontology annotation, cellular component: cytoplasm. The transcript is spliced from 3 exons. Gene Ontology annotation, molecular function: gamma-glutamylcyclotransferase activity; glutathione specific gamma-glutamylcyclotransferase activity. The record is from RefSeq and is a predicted model, not a curated record.
UUCCGGAAGGAAGCGUUUGCGCCUUGAGAUGGAUAUUAUUGCAGUAUGUCAGUCUGCUGUGACAGGUUCAGCCAAAAAGGCAUUCGUUUUCCAAAGUAGUUUGUAGUCACUAUCAACUUAUCGCCUGGAUUUCUCAAGAAAUGUGGGUUUUUGGAUACGGAUCCUUGAUUUGGAAAGUUGACUUUCCUUACGAGGAGAAGCGAAUCGGUUACAUCAGGGGAUUUAAUCGCAGAUUUUGGCAGGGCAGUACUGACCAUCGCGGGGUACCUGGAAAGCCUGGCAGAGUAGUCACCUUGGUAGAAAACCCUGAGGGCUGCGUGUGGGGUGUUGCUUACAAAUUGCCCUCGGGGAAAGAACAAGAAGUCAAAGACUUCCUGGACUACAGAGAAAAAGGAGGCUACAGGGUGAUUAGUGCAAUCUUUUAUGACAAAGAGCCCCAGAGGGAGCCCUGUGAAAUUCUAAUCUACAUUGGGACUUGUGACAACCCUAACUACCUUGGCCCUGCUCCCUUGGAAAACAUCGCCCAUCAGAUCCUCGGCUCUGUGGGACCCAGUGGCCAUAACACGGAGUACCUGUUUGAGCUCGCCGAUGCCAUUCGGAACCUGCUACCAGAAGACUCCGACGAACACCUCUUCUCCCUGGAGCGACUCGUAAAAGACCUACUCCAAAAAACACAGGCCUUAGACCAACCUAAAUAGGUCUGAAAUAGGCCAACUAGAGCCACAUUUUCAGCUGCCAUCUACUUUAUUUAUGUCGCACGUUUGACUUAGAAAAGGACAUCUUUGAUGUCGGAAUGCAGGGGUAACCUCAGGGACACAAGUAGGAGGAGUACAUAUGACCUGUGAAUCAUGUUUUAGCUUUUUACAACUACUUGAAAACUGACGCAGUGGUGCUUUGAUUUUAAUUAUACCUAAAGUCAUAAUGAAAUACUAGCAGCAGGUUUUAAUUGUAACGUAGUUUAAAUGCUAAAUAAUGUUAUUAGUGAGAAAUGGCUACACCUCUAGGUUGGAGUUAUUGCAGCUAAAGAUCUUGACAUUCCUGAAAGACAGAACUGGAGGAUAAAAUUCACAUUUAGAAAUUCACAAUAUUUAUAUAGUCAUCUUCUAACCUUAUCCAAGCCAGGGUUGGGUCUCAGGCAGCAUAAGGCACAAGGCUGAGGUACACCUUGGAUGGGAUGCUAGUCCAUUGCAGGGUACAUACACAGUUAUACACUAUAGCUGUGUCUGAAUUCAGCGAGUGCAUCCUUCUUAAGCUGCAUUUGAAGACGGAAUGUGUCACAGCAGCGCGGCAAGGCCGUCCCAUUUCGAAGGCCCCCUCAAAUACAGCCUAGAAAUGGGUUAUUCUUUUGCUAAGAUUCCAAGUUUCAUUCUGUGAACCUUCAAAGGAUACAGCCCAUGAAUUUAUACACAGCCCAUGAAUAACAUGGAAAGGCCAGAUAGUUGACCUGCAUACAGAAACCUGUACAUACAGCGCAGAGGUGGGAUUUGAACCCCUGGCAUGGAAGUGUGAGGAAACACAGCUAUUACAAAUUUUAUUUAAAGUUGUAUUUAGAACUUUAUUACUGCUAAUGUGGAUCUCGAAUGCAGAAUCUUAUGGAAAACACACCCUAUGGAGUUGCUAGUGUCAAGAUUCGUUAGAAGUCAGACAGCAUAGUUUCCCCUAUUUUUUGUUCCCACUUUAAUAUUAGCAUUUGGAUAUGCUGAGGCCCGUAAACUAGUAUACCAUUCUCCAUACAACAUGUAUACUUUUCUUUUGUUUGGAAUACUUAUAGGUGUAUAUUGUCUUUAUGUCAAAGUGAAUGUAACUUGGGCAUUGACGUUUUGAAAAACAGCAGCUUAAUAUUUCAUAGUGAAUGAUUUAAAAAAAAAACCUUCCCCGUAAUAGCUUAAUGACACAAACUACGCGACUCGCAUAUAUUUGCACGUGUGUUAUGUUUUAGGUCGUUACUGUUGCUUAUUAACUUGAAGUGUUUGACUUGGUUAAGUAAAUUAUCCAAUGCCAGAAA